Molecule: messenger RNA, 2100 nt
Organism: Neoarius graeffei (lesser salmon catfish)
Lineage: Eukaryota; Metazoa; Chordata; Actinopteri; Siluriformes; Ariidae
Gene: fosl1a
Product: FOS like 1, AP-1 transcription factor subunit a
Exons: 4
Coding region: 210-1286 (358 amino acids)
Biological process (GO): regulation of transcription by RNA polymerase II
Cellular component (GO): nucleus
Molecular function (GO): DNA-binding transcription factor activity, RNA polymerase II-specific; RNA polymerase II cis-regulatory region sequence-specific DNA binding
Source: RefSeq, a predicted model, not a curated record
UCGUGUUUGAUUUCACCCCUGAGAAGUCACUGGUGGAUUCCACGGUUUUUGAGUAAUCAGGCAGGCGGAACCAAGUUUUGAAUUCGCGUACUACACGAGACUAUAAAUUAGUGAGCGCAGGUGCGCUUGACUGUUUGUAUCUGUCACGGACUAAGAGGCAUUUUUAUUUGGUUUGUGUUCUUGGGAUUUUCGGACCGUGAACGGCCUACAUGUAUCGAAACUACGGGAACUUUGGGCGAGGAACGGAUCAGAACUUCCCGGAUAAUAGUUCUGAGUCUGUUUCGAGCUCCGCUAGCGGUAUUCAAACUACCAGCACCGGUACGACUCAGCGUCAAGAGCCAAAGUACUCAGUAGCUGGAUCCAGUCAGUUUGUUCCCACUCUAAAUGACAUAAAUUCAAACCAAGACCUACAGUGGCUUCUGCAGCCUUCUAGUUUUUCAAUGCCAGGAUCAUCCAAGCAGCCUGUUCGUCACCCUUAUCCUCUGCCCCCAAGAUUUGCAUCUGUGAACCUUCAGCCUACCCAGUCACACUUUCUCCGAUCAGGAGUCAUCAGGGCAAUAACAGGCUCAGGAAGCUCCACAAGACGCAGAAAUGAUGAACAAUUAUCAGCAGAAGAACUUGAAAGACGAAGAAUUAGAAGGGAACGAAACAAACUGGCUGCUGCCAAGUGUAGGACUCGUCGCCGUGAACUAACUGACUCGCUUCAGAAUGAGACUGACCAGUUGGAAGACAAAAAGUCCCGCCUGCAGAAGGAGAUUGCUGAGCUGCAGAAGGAAAAGGAGAAGCUUGAACUGGUUCUUGAGGCCCACCGACCCAUCUGCAAAGUCCAGGACUCUGAUUCAGACUCUGACUCGAAUCCUGUUCUUCCUUCCCUGGGUGGAAUCAAAAUUGAGCCAGCAGAUUCUGAACUUCCUGGACCCUCUACAAAAUGCCAGAUGUCCACCAAACAAGAGAAACCAAAGCCAAAAAUCAUCAUUCCACCUUCAACCUCUUCUGGCAGUAUAAAUCCAGAAUCAGACUCCCUCCACACGCCGAUCCUCAUUUCCACGCCCUCUCUAACGCCGUUCACUUCUAGCCUAAUCUUCACCUAUCCUACUUCCUCUCUUGACACCAGUACUCCUACUUCGUCACAAGCACAGAGUCUUUCUGCAUCCUCCAUGACUCCGCAUGGUGCGUCCCAGACCUCCCGUAAUCCAGAGUCAUGUAGUAUUGCCCAUCGACGUAGCAGCAGCAGUGGGGAUCAGUCAGAUCAAUCCCUCAACUCCCCUACCAUCCUGACCAUUUAAUCGAUUUUACCUCAUGGGAAACAAGUGCUCUAAAUGUCUUUUAAUACCAAAUCAGAGGAACGCGUGUGUUUGUGAAUGCACUGACAAUUGUAUUGAUUGUACUAAACUUGUACCUUUAGCACUGUAUUGCCUUAUGUACACUGAGAAAAUAGGGUUGUAAGCCUUCAGACAACUAAGGGUUCCUGGCUUCCUAUAAAAUGGUUCCACUCAACUCUCUAAUGGAGAAACACACUGUUGAUGGAUUCCAUGUAUGACAUUUGGAACAAGGGUUCCCUCAGUGAGAGACAUCCAGUAAACCCUCAAAGUGGUUCCAGAUUUAAGCAGUUGUAACUUCACACUCACAAUGGGCAUUAAAUAGAACAAAUCAAAUACUGCAAAGCACAACAUAUUUAGUAUAUUCAGAGUACAAGCUUUUUAAACACUUAUGAAAACCAUAACUAUGAACUAUGCUGUAAACUACCUUAUGUAGAAAAGUGUUUACUUAUAUUUCAUACAAGACUUUUCUUAUUAGAAAUUCAUUAACUGACUACAUACUGACGAAUGGGCAUGUAAGGUUAUGACUAGAUGGACACUACAGUUUUUGACAGGUCUGACUUCUAUGCAAGUCAAAGCUAGGUCUCCUUUUUAAAAGUAUUUUUACAUGGUACAGUGUAUUAAGCUACUUGGUUACAUGUCGAGUUUAAAAUACUUGGGUGUUUGAUUUAUAUGAUCACGUGUGUUACAAGCCUGAAACAUUUCAAUAAUUGAGUUACACUGAUUCAUUUGAAUUUUUUUCGAUGACCUGUUCUUGGACAAAUAUGCACUUAAUAUAACU